Messenger RNA from Drosophila eugracilis, 315 nucleotides. RefSeq lists its product as uncharacterized. The record is from RefSeq and is a predicted model, not a curated record. The coding region runs from base 22 to 246 and encodes 74 amino acids. The transcript has a single exon. Lineage: Eukaryota; Metazoa; Arthropoda; Insecta; Diptera; Drosophilidae.
GAUCCUAGAAAUCAAGAAACCAUGUCUGACAUCAACAUCAACCUCCAGUGCGAGUGCUACCACCGUCGGGGAGUGCUCUACUAUGCUAAUCCCUUGGCUUGGGGACGUCCUUGCCGCCGAUGCCGCAGAAUGAUGUCCAGGAACGUUGUGGUGGUGCCCACUCAGGUGGGAGUUCCUGUUGCCACCACCAACAACGCCGUCAGCACCACGACCACUUUCGUUCCAGUCUCUGUUUCCACCUACUAAGCCAAAAGGUUCUAAAGAUUGUUAACUUUGAAGAUAAUCUUAAUCGCUUUAAGUCUAAUAAAUGCAUUU